Messenger RNA from Ambispora leptoticha, 639 nucleotides. Lineage: Eukaryota; Fungi; Glomeromycota; Glomeromycetes; Archaeosporales; Ambisporaceae. The record is from the annotation of a GenBank genome assembly.
UAUUGGUCCUUUGAAUUGGUUGCGCUUGCCGCUGGAUACCUUGGAAGUAUUACCUUAGCAAGUCACAGUAUCGUGUUGACUAGUGCUUUGUUGCUGUAUCAAGCGCCGUAUGGUAUCGCAGUUGCCACUUCAAAUAGAGUUGGAAAUUUAUUGGGUGCAGGUUUGGCUUCGAAAGCUCGAGUCACGGCAAGGAUGGCUAUGUAUUUAGCUGUAUUGGUCGCUUUGAUUAACUCCACGGUAUUACUGAUAUUCAAAGACUCAUGGGGAUAUUUGUUUACUUCAGAUGAAGUCGUAGUAGAAAUGGUUGCAGGUCUUUUGCCACUAUGUGCUGCCUUUCAAAUGUCUGAAGAAUUGAAUGCCAUCGGAGUGGGAAUAUUAUGCGGACAGGGUAGACAGCGAAUUGGCGCGAUAUUCACAAUGUCCGGCUAUUACCUAAUCGCCUUGGUAUUAGGCUUAGUUUUGGAAUUUAAAUAUGGCUGGGGAAUUAAAGGCCUUUGGGCAGCUUUGACGUGUGCCUCGAUUGUGAUUGCUAUCGCUGUUAUUUGGGCAAUUUUGGUUACUGAUUGGCAGUGGGAGGUUGAACGGUGUAGGAGACGGAUGAAAAUUGCGGAUCACAACGAAAUUAGGGAUGCUGUGUAA